GCAGCUGUCGGGGGCUGCGUGGUUUAAAGAGGGGGGGGCGGGGAGCUACGCUCCCGGUGCUGUCCGGUCCCGUCCCGUCCUAGCCGCGCGGCUGUCGCUGUCCGGCCGUGCGCCCCAGCCGUCUCCGCUGCCCCGCCGUGCGCCCGCCGCUGUCCCCCCUGUGUCCCACCUGUCUCCACUGUCCUGCCUCCGCUCGUCGCCUACCAGCGGCUUGGGAGCCGGAGAGGUCCCAGGGCAGGCGCUGUCCAGCCUGAGCCGGAGCACAGCUGUGAGCGGCGAGGCGCGGGGACGUCUUGGCGGCCACCAUGGUGGCCACGUGCCUGCAGGUGGUGGGCUUCGUCACGAGCUUCGUGGGCUGGAUCGGCAUCAUCGUGACCACGUCCACCAAUGACUGGGUGGUGACCUGCGGCUACACCAUCCCCACCUGCCGCAAGAUGGACGAGCUGGGCUCCAAGGGGCUGUGGGCGGACUGCGUCAUGGCCACCGGGCUGUACCACUGCAAGCCGCUGGUGGACAUCCUCAUCCUGCCGGGCUACGUGCAGGCAUGCCGAGCCCUAAUGAUUGCUGCCUCGGUGCUCGGGCUGCCGGCCAUUCUGCUACUGCUGACGGUCCUGCCCUGUAUCCGGAUGGGCCAUGAGCCUGGUGUGGCCAAGUACAGGCGAGCCCAGCUGGCCGGUGUCAUGCUCAUCCUGCUGGCUCUCUGCGCCAUCGUGGCCACCAUCUGGUUCCCCGUGUGCGCGCACCGCGAGACCACCAUCGUCAGCUUCGGCUAUUCGCUGUACGCGGGCUGGAUCGGCGCCGUGCUGUGCCUGGUGGGCGGCUGCGUCAUCGUCUGCUGCGCGGGAGACGCCCAGGCGUUCGGGGAGAACCGCUUCUACUAUUCUUCGGGCUCCAGCUCCCCGACUCACGCCAAGAGCGCGCACGUGUGAGAGGCGCGAGCUGGGGGGCGCUGCAGGUGCCGGGGCUGAGCCGCAGCCCCCCGCGGCGGGGUGCUCCGCUGCUCCGCUGCUCCGCUGCUCCGCUGCCGGGCUCCGAAGCCAAAGGUCCAGAAAAGCGUCCUGGCCGGCGUGUGUAGUCGCAGCCCCUCCCCCGUCUCUAGCUCCAUAAAGCCUCACUUGCUUCUUAUGGCGUUGCCCACUAUUAGCUUUUUUUCUGGGCAUUUCUUUGUUGUUUAUUAAAAAUACAUGUUUAUAUAUUUUGUUUCUCUCUGAAUCUUGAUGCCUUGCAAACAUUGCUGAGUCGGGUGGGGGUGGGGCAGAGAAAUAAAGACACUUUUCAUGGAGGACAGCGAGCCUCCAUCUCCCCCUCUGCAGUUCCAAGGUCAUUUACUUACAAGAGAUAGAAGAACCCAGAAUUGGGGACACAUGGUGUGGGGACGGGGGAGGAAUCGUGGAACUUUCUCUCCAAGGGAAAGUUUCCCUUUUUGAAGUUGAGGGCAAAGGGUGGGGAUUUUUUUUAGUUUGUGAUUUUACAUUUACCUGUACAUACUUUUUCAAGAUUGAUCGUUUUUAUAACCAUGGUUUUCCUGAAAUUCUCGAUUCGUCAGUAUGAAGGAAAUGAACCAAGCAGACCCCAAUUAUGCCAUAAAUAACAGUGCAAGUGAGUAUAACUCUAACAGACAUUCCUCAGAACACUUCUGAUUUUAAGAUCUGUAUGAUACACUUUUUAAUCCUACGUUUUCCUGUGCUUCAAUUUACAUUUUUAAAGCUUUCCCCCUUUCUCUCUCUAUUUUCCUUCUGAUAUCCAUCUGGAGGUGAUGUUGUUUAACGUUAAUUGUACUGUUGAAUUUGGCUUUACGGGUGUAAACUGAUGAUGUAUCAGUAUCUGAGACCCCAAACUCUCCAAACACUAUGGUGCAUUUUGUUCUUUAAGUGGAAUUUGUGCAAUAAAAUAACAGACUGUCUGCAAAA
Molecule: messenger RNA, 1910 nt
Organism: Nycticebus coucang (slow loris)
Lineage: Eukaryota; Metazoa; Chordata; Mammalia; Primates; Lorisidae
Gene: CLDN11
Product: claudin 11
Exons: 3
Coding region: 306-929 (207 amino acids)
Biological process (GO): cell adhesion; bicellular tight junction assembly
Cellular component (GO): plasma membrane; bicellular tight junction
Molecular function (GO): structural molecule activity
Source: RefSeq, a predicted model, not a curated record